AAUGAAGUCAAGUAACAAUCUCAAUAAAUAGAGGCAAAAUUUUCAAAAUUGCCUUAACUCUUUACCUGUGGAUUAAUAGUGUCAUUUUAUUAAAUUAUAAUGUUUUCUUCUUUUAACCAGACUGAUCAUAGAUACAGAGAUGCUGGUAGUCCUGGCAAUAUUGAACCUAUGACAAUUGGUUCUCCUGUGUCUAGUCCUAAAAAUAAAUCAUCUGCUAAUCAGAAUUAUUUACCUCCUUAUCUUUUUGGAGAAACAGCUUCAUCACCUAUCUCGUCUCCUACAUGGCAUACACCUAGUAAACAAUCAAACAUAUCAACCUUCCAGUCUUCUCCUGUUAUAAAUCAAGUUUCCCAGUUUAGAGAACAACAUAUUCCUUAUCAAUCUGCAUCUUCUAGUUCAAUUAUAAGCACUCCUAAUCCUGUUAAGAGUGGAGGGCCUCCUGUACAAGGUCUUCUAUACAGUACACCAAACCAGAAUGUUUCUUUUGAUGCUUCUCAGCUGAACAAUACACCAAGUGUUGCAGAUAGAAUAGCAUGUGAUAAUCAUAAUUUUAGUGGCAUAUUGACCCCUAAUAAGUCAUUAUGUGUUACAAAUACAUCAUAUCUAUCUCCAGCUCAGAUAGAUCCAUUUUAUACUCAAGGUGAAGCAUUGCAAAAUAGUGAUCAACUUGAUGAAUCAUGGAUUACUGUAUUUGGCUUUCCACAUGCUUCAUCUGACUAUAUCUUGCAGCAGUUUUCUCAGUAUGGAAACAUUAUUGAACAUAAGCUUUCUCCAACUGGAAAUUGGAUGCAUUUGCGAUACCAGUCUAAACUGCAAGCCAAGAAAGCUUUAAGCAAAAAUGGAAAAGUUUUCAGUGGUAAUAUAAUGAUUGGUGUCAAGCCUUGCAUAGAAAUGGACAUCAUGGAAUCGUGUAAAGAAAAUACAGUUCAAGACACAAGCCUUUUAUCUUCAUCACAGUCAGUUCCGACAGAUCCUUUAGAACCUACGAAGCCAAAUUUAAAAAACAUAAGACCAUUAACUCAGGCAUACCAAAGUCCAAAUGCUCAGUCUCAAAUAGUUGCAACAAAACCCUCUAGCUUAGUCUCCAAGGCAUUUGACUAUAUAUGGAAAUUACAUUGAAUGUGUAGAUGAAAGUGUAUAAUUUAUGGAUUUUGUUUGCAAUUUACUUUGUUAUAUCUGAAAAUAACUACAAUCAUUUGAUGAUUUAAAAUCAUUGCCAAGUUUUUAAUGUAAAUAAUAAUGUAAUAAUUUUGCAUCUUUUAAUUCUUAUGGGAAAAUCUCAACUGUAUUUGUUAAAUAUUGACGCAUGUAAAAAUAAAACAUAAGAA
Argiope bruennichi is the source of this 1328-nucleotide messenger RNA. It is a transcript of the gene Nup35, whose product is annotated as nucleoporin NUP35-like. The transcript has 11 exons. Gene Ontology annotation, cellular component: nuclear pore central transport channel; nuclear membrane; nuclear pore nuclear basket. Bases 100 to 1119 code for a protein of 339 amino acids. The record is from RefSeq and is a predicted model, not a curated record. NCBI's taxonomy places the organism in Eukaryota, Metazoa, Arthropoda, Arachnida, Araneae, Araneidae. Gene Ontology annotation, biological process: NLS-bearing protein import into nucleus; regulation of DNA-templated transcription; nuclear pore organization. Gene Ontology annotation, molecular function: phospholipid binding; single-stranded DNA binding; structural constituent of nuclear pore.